ACCAAGAAAUCACAGGUUGUUGGAAAUCAAAUCUGGGCCAUAUUUCGGUCGAUUCUUCUUCAAAAGAACACGUUUCGUCACACUGAAUACUUCAGCUUUGUGCUGAUAGUUUAAGAGAAUAAGCUGGUCACAAUGAGUGAAGUGUGUGUGGAAACGACGGCGGAGAUAGCCCAGGAGCUGAAGGGGUCCGUGUCGACUGAAUGUUCUGGAGAUGCUGUUGAGGGCGUGCAGAUCGUCUCGAUUUCGACUCAACCCGGUGACCCCGACAUUGUCAUCAAUCCCCCCAGCAGCUGUGAUGAUGUUGGGGCUUCUGGGGAUGACCAUCAUGAGAAACAAACAAUUACUAAGCCGGAAAACAAGAUUCUGUCUGCUCCAGUACUUCGUGUGGAGCGGAUAAAAGACGAAUUUUUGAGUGAGGAUGACACUGGCAGUGAGGGUCCAAUCGGCAAUCUCAGUCAGGCCGAAGUCUCUGAUCAGGAUCACAGUGGGAAAGAAAGCAGAGGCAGUGAUGACUUUUUGAUUCCCGACGAGGAAAUUUCAAAUAAAAUUAUCACUCAGGUUGAGUUUUAUUUUUCUGACAUUAACAUUCUGAAGGACGCUUUCCUACUCAAGCAUGUUCGCCGCAACAAACAGGGUUAUGUUAGUAUUAAAUUGAUCACUUCAUUCAAAAAGGUGAAGUCUCUCAGCAGAGAUUAUCGUGUGGUUGCUCACUGUUUGAAAGGCUCUUCGAAACUCCAAGUGAAUGAGGAAGGUACCAAAGUUCGCCGAGUUGAUGCGCUACCAGAUUUUGAUGAAACCACCCCCUCCAGGACAAUUGUUGCGGUGAAUCUACCCAUUGAAAACCCUACUAUUGAGAACAUUGCAGAAAUAUUCAAAGACUGUGGUGAAAUAGCAUUGAUUAGGAUUUUGAGACCUGGUAAAACAAUUCCUGGUGACAUUAAGAAAUAUUGCAACAAACAUCCUGAAAUUGGUACCUCAACAUGUGGGGUUGUCGAAUUUGAGAAUCAUGAAUCUGCCUUGAAAGCUUGUGAAUUGGGGAAACCGGAGGACUGGAGGAAUGGUCUGCGUGUGGUCAUACUCUCCUCAAGGAAGAAGGAGAAAUCCAUCAAAGACAAGAAGGACAAACAAAAGGAGAAGGAACAGUUGAAAAAAGAAAAGGCAAAUGAUACGUGUGAGAAGAGGGAGAGGAAUGAGGUGGUUGUGAUGCUGGAGACGGAGGAUGGAACAACAGAAGCCGAUGGUGACACGUCACCUAAGAUUGAAUCUUCUCCCCUGUUGGAUAAAAAGACUGCAGAGGGUGGCAGUAAGAAGAGAAACAAGAAGAAUAAGAGACAUUCUUUGGUGAGCGAUGGUGGCGCCAGUAGUGGGUCUGAAAUGGACCAGUCCAAUUCACCAAGCGAUCGUGACAUGAAUUGGAGGAGUUCUUUGAGUCCUGGUCGUUGCAUUGAUAAAAGCAAGUUGAGUCCUGCGAGUACACCUGGAUCAAGUCCACGUAACAGUCCUCGAUCAAGUCCCCGCACAAAGAGACGCAAUAUUCCUGCUAAGUCUUCUCCGUUGGCUGAAGGUUUGAGUCCGAGACAGAGUCCCAAGCCAAGUCCAAUGAGUAGUCCAGAGUCGAUGCGCAAAAACCGUGAAUCCCUGUCUGAUCGCGAAGCUUCACCUUCAGGAAGUCCUUGGGUCCAGAGACGACUAAAGGCCGCUCAGGAGAUGAGUCCUUUAGCAGCUGAUGGUAGCCCAGUCGCCAGUCCAUUACUAGGACGCAGAAAUCUCACCUCUGAAGGAUUGAUUCGUCAGCCAAAAGGUCCAGAUGGUACAAAGGGCUUUCAUGGUGGGGCAGGUCGGGGUAAACCUGUGGCUGUAGCAGAGGAUUAGUCAUGUUAGUUAUUCUCAUAUAAAACUGCUACAGUUGUAAGAACAGGAAAGCUGUGUUCCUUCGGGGUGAGUGUGGGGAAUAAAAAGUUGUGGUUGAUUUAGGAGUCCAUAUCGGUGGCUAAACAUGCCUCUUUCCCAGGGGCUGAUUUUCUUGUGCUUCUUUUAUUACAACUGAUUUAUCAAUUUUCUCUCCAGAUCUUCUGGGUAUGAUGGUAAUUUCAAAAGCUUCAAGCAAAUUGGUCUAGCAUUGGUGUUUUUCGGGUGGGAACAGAAUAGUUUGAACUACUUUUUUCAAACUUGUAGUCAUGUGUCGUGGCUUCUGGGUUCUGCUACAUCAAACCCAGGUGCCAGGAAUGAAUGCUUUUUUAACAAAAGUCUUUUUUUUUUCUUUGCAAGCACUCACUCUUUAGCAGGUUUGUUUUCAAACGAGGCGUGUUCUGAGCAUGUUAUAAAUGUAUGUGUCUGUACAUUGUACACACUCAGUGAUGUUCAUUGAACAUACUCAGUGUAGGAUGGUAAUUCAUUUGGAUUAUCAUCUUGAAUACUCAUGUUAAAUGGUGGCAGAAGCAGUGUACUAAUGGAGCAGAGAUGUACAGUGUGGAUAGAUAGUGUACUCGUACAUGUAUGACACCUCGACGCACAUCCUUCAGAAUGUAGAUUCAGUACUUCUGUUGUGAGAGGUUCACCUGUGGCUCCUUGAGAAUGUGUCACAUCAUGCAAUUCCUAUCUCAAGCAUUUACCAAUUUAUUGAUUUUGUGGUCAUAUGCAGUCAUAAAUGUUGUUCAUACAUGUACACAUAAUGAAGUGAGUGGGGUUUUCUAAGACGUGAUGAGUCCACGCAUGCUCUAUACCACCUGCAUCUGUUUUGUUUUUAACGAUUUGAGGGUCAUUUAUAUUUUAGAUACAAAGUGUUACUUUUAUGUUCACAGUCUUUUGGAGAUUAAGUUGUUUUAUGACAAUCUGUUUGGUUUUAUUAUAUUGGACUUCUGGUCUGACUGAGUUGAUCAAAACAAGUGUGGUCUCUAAUGUCAUUGACGUCAAGUUAUUGACAACCUUGUCUUGAACAACUAGGUCCAGAAGAAGUCUUCUAGGGACGAGGUUUAAAAGAGUCUGUUGCAAUACAAGCUUAGUAUGCAAGUUCUGAACCAAGUUUGAUUUUAAAAGUGUUCUUUUGAGAAGUUCCCAUGUCAA
Molecule: messenger RNA, 3063 nt
Organism: Lineus longissimus
Lineage: Eukaryota; Metazoa; Nemertea; Pilidiophora; Heteronemertea; Lineidae
Product: la-related protein 6-like
Exons: 1
Coding region: 133-1872 (579 amino acids)
Biological process (GO): RNA processing
Cellular component (GO): nucleus
Molecular function (GO): mRNA binding
Source: RefSeq, a predicted model, not a curated record